Molecule: messenger RNA, 3644 nt
Organism: Saimiri boliviensis boliviensis (Bolivian squirrel monkey)
Lineage: Eukaryota; Metazoa; Chordata; Mammalia; Primates; Cebidae
Source: RefSeq, a predicted model, not a curated record
AGCAUCCUGGCGGCGUCCGGCCACCGAGAGGUAACGGGCCGGGCCGUGGGCGGGCGCGCGGGGAGCAGGGCCAGGACCGGGCCGCGUUCUGCGGGAGCCGAACCCUCUUGGUCUUCGCCGCCGCCACCCGGAGCGGGAUGCGGCCCGGAAACUGCGCGGGGCUGGCCGGCUGGGGCCGCCCGAGAGGCGCCGCGGAGAUUACAUGGCCAAGGCAGACAAGUGGAAUUAGGCCUUGCUGCGGGGGACUUCAUUUCCUUCUCAUUACUGAAUUUAUGAGGAGGUAGCUUGUGAAAGUGUGAUGUUCGUGUAUUUCUCGACAGAGGGUCUGCAGAUCUACUCUGAGGAUAGCAUAGACGUGUCUCACACAGGCUGCAGUAAAUACAGGUGUGCAGGAGCCAUUUGUCAUGGAAGCCAGGGAGCCUGGGAGGCCCACACCCACCUACCAUCUUGUCCCUAACACCAGCCAAUCCCAGGUGGAAGAAGAUGUCAGCUUGCCACCUCAAAGGUCCUCGGAAACUAUGCAACUGAAGAAGGAGAUCUCCCUGCUGAAUGGAGUCAGCCUGGUGGUGGGCAACAUGAUCGGCUCAGGGAUCUUUGUCUCACCCAAGGGUGUGCUGGUAUACAGUGCCUCCUAUGGGAUGUCGCUGAUUGUAUGGACCAUUGGUGGGCUCUUCUCUGUUGUGGGUGCCCUUUGUUAUGCAGAGCUGGGGACCACUAUCACCAAGUCGGGAGCCAGCUACGCUUAUAUUCUAGAGGCCUUUGGGGGCUUCAUUGCCUUCAUCCGCCUGUGGGUCUCACUGCUAGUUGUUGAGCCCACCGCUCAGGCCAUCAUCGCCAUCACCUUCGCCAACUACAUCAUCCAGCCGUCCUUCCCCACCUGUGAUCCCCCAUACCUGGCCUGCCGUCUCCUGGCUGCUGCUUGUAUAUGUCUGCUGACAUUUGUGAACUGUGCCUAUGUCAAGUGGGGCACACGUGUGCAGGACGCGUUCACUUAUGCCAAGGUCCUAGCGCUUAUUGCCAUCAUUGUCAUGGGCCUUGUUAAACUGUGCCAGGGACACUCUGAGCACUUUCAGGAUGCCUUUGAGGGUUCCUCCUGGGACAUGGGAAACCUCUCUCUUGCCCUCUACUCUGCCCUCUUCUCUUACUCAGGUUGGGACACCCUUAAUUUUGUAACAGAAGAAAUCAAAAACCCAGAAAGAAAUUUGCCCUUGGCCAUUGGGAUAUCUAUGCCAAUUGUGACGCUCAUCUACAUCCUGACCAAUGUGGCCUAUUACACAGUGCUGAACAUUUCAGAUGUCCUUAGUAGUGAUGCUGUGGCUGUGACAUUUGCUGACCAGACAUUUGGCAUGUUCAGCUGGAUCAUCCCCAUUGCUGUUGCCCUAUCCUGCUUUGGGGGCCUCAAUGCAUCGAUCUUUGCUUCAUCAAGGUUGUUCUUCGUGGGCUCCCGUGAGGGCCACCUCCCGGACCUUCUGUCCAUGAUCCAUAUUGAACGUUUUACACCUAUCCCUGCUUUAUUGUUCAAUUGUACCAUGACACUCAUCUACCUCAUUGUGGAGGAUGUUUUCCAGCUAAUCAACUACUUCAGCUUCAGCUACUGGUUCUUCGUGGGCCUGUCUGUUGUUGGACAGCUGUAUCUUCGCUGGAAGGAGCCUGAGCGGCCCCGGCCUCUCAAGCUGAGCCUGCUUUUCCCCAUUGUGUUCUGCAUAUGCUCCGUAUUUCUGGUGAUAGUGCCCCUCUUCAGUGACACCAUUAAUUCCCUCAUCGGCAUUGGGAUUGCCCUUUCUGGAGUCCCUUUCUACUUCCUGGGUGUUUACCUGCCAGAGUCCCGGAGGCCACUGUUUAUUCGGAAUGUCCUGGCUGCUAUCACCAGAAACACCCAGCAGCUUUGCUUUUGUGUCCUGACUGAGCUUGAUGUAGCCGAAGAGGAAAAGGCUGAGAGGAAAACUGACUAGAGGUCAGAGGUAGCUCUCUGAGGGCCACCUAUGGCCACAGCCACCAAAAUCCUGAUAACAAGACUCUGUGGGCUCAACUCUCCUGAAUUAAAGGAGCCUUUUGACCCACAUCAUAUAACUGGGCUCAGGGCCAGUGCUCGCUCUUAUUGGUAAGCUAUUGGAGGAGACUCAGGAUCUGGGCCAACCUCAAGGUGGGGACUUCAGAGGAUGGGGGAAGAUUGGGGAACAGGGGAAUGGUCAUUUAGUUUUACUCCAGAUGGGUAGAUGCAGCUCUUACAGAUAUUUACUUGGUAAGGUGCAGUGGGGAAGAGGGAAUGCUAGGUUGAUAGGACUGGUGGCUUCUGAAUUUGGUAUUUCAGAUUUGAAGUAGGAGUCCCUAUAGAGGGGCUGCUUUACAGGAAUUUUUCCUCUGACCAGGUCCAACACCUGACUUUAAAGGCCUGAAAUGCUACCAUUUCUUCCUCUGGCUCAAAAUUCUUCCCUGGGGAGAGAGUUAUAUUCCACUAUUUAUUGAUACUUAGUCCAGAACACCAGUUCUAAUGAAGCAUGAGUGUCUUUUCAUCUAUAGGAUGCAAUAGGCUGAUUAUAUUUAAAAUUCAAAGCACCCAAAACUGAGUCCCUCUGCUCUCAGAAAUGAUUGUGGUGUUGGAUCAGACUCUGACCACAAUUUUAUGCCGUUUAGCACAAUCUUCCUAUUGAGUCUUACCUGCAACAAUGAAAUUUAAAGAUUUUUUUACUCAUGUACCAGUUAUACUUUAGUAUAUAAGUAGGUCACAUUACAAGCACCUGGCUCAGGUCCAGCAAGGACAGAUGAACAAAUUCAUGAGUCAGAAGUCUGUUAAUACCGCUGUUUUUGAAGGAUAAUCCUUUAUUUUACUUAAGACCUUGUGUCUUUGUUCUAGCCGAUAGUAAAUCUCUGGGUUUCUGUUACAAACUUUAAGAGGGCUGAAACUUAUGGAAUUCGGGUGGAUCACCUGAAUUCAUUCAGCUGUCAAUGGCUUGGAGAACAUCUCAUGGGCUCAAGUCAUCAAAUAACCUGUUCCUCUCUGUAAGGGCAGUGUGAGGGACUGCUGUGCAGACCCAAGCAAGGCCAUCCUGGUGCUAGGUCAUUUUUCUGAAAACCUCCCAUCAGGCUGCAUCCUCCUCUUCUGUCCCUGGCACCAGACUUUGUUUACACUUGGAACUGCCUUGGUGUGGGUCACCAGGACAGGGCACUCCUCUCCUGCCAGCCUCCCUUUCUCCAAGGUGUGGUGGGCUGCAGUCUCAGGAAGAGCUUGGUACUUGUGGGGACUUCUGUUUUCUCCCUGUGGAGAUCAGUGAAGACUGGGAGGAAAGCUGCUUCAACCUCAGUCCGGCUCCUCAGCAGGCUGCACAAGUGCAGGCAACUAAUUCUGGUGCUCAGGCUGGGCUCUCCACCCAAGUCAGGCCUGCUCUGGCCUAAUAGAUCUUACUCUAUGAGCAGUACAGCUGCAAUGGAUUGUACAACUGUUUUGUGAUGCUGCCAGACACUGUCAUCCUGGGCCCAGAAGAACCUGCUAGCUUGACACACCUCAUGGGCUUCUUAUCCUUAAGUUUUAGAAUUGGUCAACAGUGAGGCAGUCUCCCUUUCUGACCAUUCUUCUCCACCCAGUCACAGAUAAGGGAAUAACCUUGGACAUAUAUUUGCUCAAUAAAGAUUGAAGGAAGCAUGGU